Messenger RNA from Erigeron canadensis, 1798 nucleotides. Its product is annotated as protein HAIKU1-like. The transcript has a single exon. NCBI's taxonomy places the organism in Eukaryota, Viridiplantae, Streptophyta, Magnoliopsida, Asterales, Asteraceae. The record is from RefSeq and is a predicted model, not a curated record. The coding region runs from base 313 to 1434 and encodes 373 amino acids.
UACUUUAAUUUAUUGAUUUUAGUUUAAUUUGUCGAUUAAUUUUCUAGGCUUUGAUAUAUGCUUUUUUAUAGUAAUUGGGUUUACUUUUGGUGAAAAAAUUUGGGGGUUGUAUGUGGGUGUUGAUGAAUUUUAAUCUUUAGGAUUUUGGGUGUGAUAAUUUGUCAAAAAGUUCAGAACUUUGGGCUUUUUUUGUUAGUUGAAAUCAAUUUUCUUAAAAAAUUUGGGGUUAUAUUUGUGGGGUGUGAUGAAUUGAGGAUUUUAGGGUUUUGGCGUUGAUAAUUUGUGAAAAAGUUUGGAGCUUUUGGCGUAAAGAUGGAUAAUUCUGAUUAUUCGAGAAACAGGGGAAAUGAGUAUCUGGGUGUGAACAAGAUUGGGAAAAAUAUUAGGAAAAGUCCUUUACAUCAACCGAGUUUCGCAAAUCCUGCUAGGCAACAACCUCAACCACAGGUGUAUAAUAUUAAUAAGAAUGAUUUUCAAAGUAUUGUUCAACAACUUACGGGGUCGCCUUCGCGCCAAUCACAAGAGCCACUUCCUAGACCUCCUUUGAAUUCGCCUAAACAAGCAAAUAUGCGGUUGCAACGAAUUAGGCCUUCACCAUUGACACCGUUGAAUGUGGGCAGACCCCGAAUGCCUAUGCAUCAUCUACCGGCGCAGGAACAAAUGCUGCCUCAUCGUCCGCCCAAUGGUACAGCCCCUGGUGGGGUUCCGUACAAUGGUAGUAAUCUUGGUAGGCCUCCGCAUCAUGGGCAGCAACGGCCACCACCGCCUAUGGCACCACCACCCAUGAAUGCUGGUGAUCAUGCAGGGUGGUCGAAUACUGCCGAGUCUCCUAUUUCUCAAUAUAUGAGAUACCUUCAGCACUCGAUCAUUGAUUCAGCACAAGGACAUCCACAAGGUCAUCAACAAGGUCAUCCCCAAGCUCGUCCGCAAGGUCAUCCGCAAUUCCGUCCCCAAGCUCAUCCUCAGUACCAGCAAAACCCGCAAGGUCAAAUGCAAGGUCAGCAGCAACAGCAGUCAUCUGGAUUGAUGCCUUACCCACUUCCGUCACCUCGGAUGAAUGGAGCCCCUCCUCUUCCGUCACCUCGGAUGAAUGGGCCCCCGCCUCUUCCGUCACCUCGGAUGAAUGGUGGCCCGCCUCUUCCACCUCUUCCGUCACCAAGAACGAACGGCCCACCACCACCUUUACCAUCACCAACGUCUCAAUAUCUUCUGCCAUCGCCAUCUGGUUACUUAAAUUUGUCAUCUCCUCGAUCACCAUACCCGUUACUUUCCCCAGGAUUUCAGCAUCCCCCACCAUUAACGCCCAAUUUUUCAUUUUCACCGAUGACUCAAUCUGGAGCCUUUGGUCCAGGACCUCAACCUCCACCUUCUCCUGGAAUGGGCUUUCCAUCUCCAAGUUUUUUCUCUAUGUUAAGUCCAAGAUGGAGGGAAUAGAUGGAUUACAGCAGCAGGAUGCUAACUUUGUUUGAAUUCAUUGUUGCAGCACCUUAACGUAAGUUACAUUGGUUGUAAAAUAGUCUCUUGGAAUCUUUUGAUGUUUUACUGUUUUUCAUUUCUGUUUAUAGACUUCAAAUGCUUGUUUAGAAUAUAUAGUUGCUAAUAGUGAUCAUCUGUUUAUUUCUUGAACAUGUAUUACGUUAGGUGUUUAGAAUAUAUGUAGAUGCUUGACCAGGAAAUGUGGUUUUAAGUCAUCAACCUUUAGUUCGGUAAUGUAGGUUGUAUUCUUAAAGAUUCAUCUUUGCUUUUAAAAGCAUCACAUGUAUUCAAAUUUUAGCUCAUAGACUAUCUUUUCAGGCUA